ACGUGCCGGGUAAAAAGCUAGUGUGAAUUAUGAUAGGUUCAAAAUCAACGAUGUUAUAUUUGGCUAGAUUCCAUAAGUUGAGGUUGUUUUACAAGAUAAAUUUCAAAUCCAUUCAUUAUUGAACAUAAGAAGUCAUGUAUUGAAGAUUAAGAUACUUGAUUAUACGUAGGAUAGCUCCACCAGUGAAUUACAAAAGCUUAAAAUAAUGAUCACCCUCGCUACUAUUAUAUUCUGGCCGGAAAGUGGAAACUUUGACUAGCUACCACUGGUCACCUAUAUUUCUUUCCAUCCUCCGCGUCUCACUAGACUUAUUUAGGACACCGGGCAGUUCCUUUGUCUCGCCAGACUCCUGAUCCUCGCCUUCGUGUCUUGAUCCAAGUCCCCGUACACCCUGAACUCGUUCUUAACUCCUGGGUACAUCCUCCUAAGUUCCACCAUUGCAUCCACGUCCUUCUCAUUCACUAGGACGAUGGUCUGAUUCUACAGGCAUUUUUCGGCGGCAAACUUGACUCUUCGCUCGGCGUCGCUGCGGUCCCUGCCCGUCGGGGUCCAGAUUGUAUAACAACACUCUUUUUGUUGUUAUAAUAACAAUAUGAUUCGUUAAGGGUAAAAGGGUAAAUUAACAAUAAAAAUAAUAAAUAAAAAUUAACCCUAAGUAUUUUCUUCGCACUAAAAUCAAAAUCUCCGCCGCCGCCGGCGCACGAUGGCCUCUCGCUCCGUCCUCCUCCGACUGAGAUCGCAGCUCCUCCGCUCCACGAAAAUUACGUCCGCUGCCGGUUCCUCUUCCUCCUGCACAAGCAUCUUCUUCUCCUCCACUCGCCAGAUCGCCUCCGCCGCCAGAUCGGAACGGUUGAUUCUCUCAUCGAUUUCAGAUCUCCGCGCAGUUUACAACGAUUCCGCCUCGAUCUCAGCUCCCCGGCUCUUAUCGACGACGCAGCGCCACCCGGCGCGGCCGAAGACCGUGGACAUCGGAGCCCGAGCUCGCCAGAUGCAGACCAGGCGGCUGUGGGCCUACGCGCUCGCGUUCAGCUGCUUGGCCGGGUUCAUCGUCAUCGUCCUGAACAAUUUCCAGGACCAGAUGGUGUUCUACGUGACUCCGACCGACGCGAUGGAGCAGAACAAGGCGAAUCCGAGGAAGACGAAGUUCAUAUUGGGUGGAUUGGUCCUUGAAGGGAGCGUGGUCCAGCCGGCGUCGUCGCCGGAGAUGGAGUUCGUGGUCACGGAUUUGAUUACGGAUAUUCUGGUGAGGUAUAAAGGGGGUUUGCCGGAUUUGUUCAGGGAAGGUCAUUCGGUGGUGGUGGAAGGAUUCGUGAGGCCGAUUACGGAGGAGUUGAGGAAGGAAUCGGGAAGCAAGAGUGUUUCUGAGAAGGCCAGGGGUAUAGAUGUUUACUUCUCGGCGACGGAGGUUUUGGCCAAGCACGACGAGAAGUAUAUGCCUGGGGAAGUUGCUGCUGCGAUUGAGAAGAACAAGAAGAAGCUGGAAGAAGAUAAAGAAGAAGGAUCAGCAGCAUUGGCAGUAGCAGAUGAGAAGAAGUGACGAAUUGGGUUUGUCUUUCCAAAUUCUGAUUCAUUGACUAUAGAUUAUCAUCAAUGUUAGAGUUCCAUUAUUCAAGCCAGAUGAGUUGAAUUUUUGUUGGUGUAGCUUAUAUACUUGAACUAGGGAAUACUUAUUGAUUCUUAUGGAGCAGCUCCAUAGCCAUAGUUUACUUCAAUUGUUGUGUUGUUACUGCAAGUUGAUUUGAGCAUUGAUACUUCAAUUUUGUGAGUUGAAAUUGAAUAAUUAUUUUUCAUUAGAAAACUGUUGUGAUUGAAUUUAGAUAAAUAGAAGGAAACACAAUGAAUGGGUCACUUUGAU
This is a messenger RNA of Linum trigynum, 1855 nucleotides long. The record is from the annotation of a GenBank genome assembly. NCBI's taxonomy places the organism in Eukaryota, Viridiplantae, Streptophyta, Magnoliopsida, Malpighiales, Linaceae.